AUGCCGGGCUUCGUUCUGCAGCAGCUCAUUGCCUCCAUGACGGCCGUCAACGGCGACGAAACCAACGUGCUAAACAAGCGCUACAACGACCUCCUCGCGCUGGCACCGCUGAUCCAGGAGGUCCUGGACCCUAACUCGGACAUGACCCAGGAUAUCCGGGACGAGCUGCGGAGCCACAUCAACGAGCUGUUGAGAGAGCUCGACGCCGAUGCGGAUGGCGACGCUGCUGUCGUCGCGUCAACGGGGGGGCCCGCAACCCUUCGGACCUGGAGAAACGCGGGCUGGGCUGACCAGAUUGUCGACAUGGCGAACGACGCUGUCAUCAAGGAGGGCAAGUUGAAGGCGACAUUGGCCAGAGUAGCAAAACUAGUCAUCUUUCUUUGCGCAUUGGAGCUGUACAUUGACAAGGUCCACGACAUCCUCGUCCCGUUCCUGGCGCCACCGCCGCCCAAGCUCACGUACACAGCCAUCCCGAGAACGCCCACGCACGGCACAGUCACAGCCAUUGAGAUUGAGCGGACAUGA
Molecule: messenger RNA, 525 nt
Organism: Emericellopsis atlantica
Lineage: Eukaryota; Fungi; Ascomycota; Sordariomycetes; Hypocreales; Bionectriaceae
Exons: 4
Coding region: 1-525 (174 amino acids)
Source: RefSeq, a predicted model, not a curated record